GUGAACUUGGAGUUGCCACCGGUCCGGCGUGAUCGGGCGCGAUCUCGUCUUGUCCGCCCUUUUCGCACCGCCUCCUGUCUUCGGAUCAUGGGCUGGUCCAACCUGCUCGUCGUUUUUGUACACGCCGCAAGUGUGCUCAUAGCGCUUCGUGGAGCGGCAGGGAAGCUGUGCACUCCGGGCUUCUGUUCGAAGGUGACGUGCAAGCCGAUCAAGGCCAGCGAGUGCAACGGGAAGGUGGAGGCCAACGCCAGCGACUGCGGCUGCUGCGAAUUCUGCGUCAAGCAGCUCGAUGAAGGUGACGUGUGCUUUUCUUUCACCAAAUACGGUCAGCGAAAGUGGGCAGUGUGCAAGAAGGGCUUGAUGUGCAGCGAAAGCACCUUCAGGUGCGUGAAGAACUUCACCCACCGUCUUUUCGGCGACGACGACAAGCCAGCCGCAGAAAUGGAUACGCUCAUCGCAUUCCAAUAAUAUAGCUCGUUUAAAUUUAAUAACAGUCUCUUUUGACAUAGUUGCCUAAGCUCGCGAACAAACGUAACAAAACUGCUGCUCUUGCACGUGAUGAAUACAGACACAGAAGCGCACGCAGAUGCGGUCCCGACACAUUUGCAAGGUUCUCAAGGUUUCUGAUUAACUGAGAUGUGCAGGGAGAGCACAGAUUUAUGACGUGGUGAUCAGAAUGUCAGACUACUGCCCAAAAUCAGUCGCACUACUAAGCGCAUAUGCGUUAGGAGGACCGAGGUAGAUUUUGUGAUUGCAUAAUGUAACCACGCAAACGACAACGGACGAAGAAGGAAACAUACUGCCCCAUUGCAUUUUUCGCUUGCAUACGGAGGUUCUGAAUGAAGUUUUUCAUAAAAUAAAUAAAGCUUUUUCACACCAUUCCA
Molecule: messenger RNA, 884 nt
Organism: Dermacentor albipictus
Lineage: Eukaryota; Metazoa; Arthropoda; Arachnida; Ixodida; Ixodidae
Biological process (GO): negative regulation of peptidase activity
Molecular function (GO): peptidase inhibitor activity
Source: RefSeq, a predicted model, not a curated record